CGGCGGGCGGCGAGUGGCGGGGCGGCCGGGGCGGCCGGGGCGGGCGGGGCGCGGGGCGGCCUGGACCCACGCGGCGCAGGGCCCGCCUGGCCUGCAGCGCUGCACCCCACGGCGGCGCCACCAUGCCCUUUGACUUCAGGAGGUUUGACAUCUACAGGAAGGUGCCCAAGGACCUCACGCAGCCAACUUACACCGGUGCCAUCAUCUCCGUGUGCUGCUGCCUCUUCAUCCUCUUCCUCUUCCUCUCGGAGCUCACCGGAUUCAUAACGACAGAAGUCGUGAACGAGCUCUACGUGGAUGACCCAGACAAGGACAGCGGAGGCAAGAUUGAUGUCACCCUCAACGUCAGCCUUCCCAACCUGCACUGCGAGUUAGUCGGGCUGGACAUCCAGGAUGAGAUGGGCCGACACGAGGUGGGCCACAUCGACAACUCCAUGAAAAUCCCGCUCAACAACGGGGCAGGCUGCCGCUUCGAGGGGCAGUUCAGCAUCAACAAGGUCCCAGGCAACUUCCACGUGUCCACACACAGCGCCACGGCCCAGCCCCAGAACCCGGACAUGACGCACGUCAUCCACAAGCUCUCCUUUGGGGACACGCUCCAGGUCCAGAACGUCCACGGAGCCUUCAAUGCUCUUGGGGGAGCAGACAGACUCACCUCCAACCCCCUGGCUUCCCACGACUACAUCCUGAAGAUCGUGCCCACGGUGUACGAGGACAUGAGCGGCAAGCAGCGCUACUCCUACCAGUACACGGUGGCCAACAAGGAGUACGUCGCCUACAGCCACACUGGCCGCAUCAUCCCCGCCAUCUGGUUCCGCUAUGACCUCAGCCCCAUCACGGUCAAGUACACCGAGAGACGGCAGCCUCUGUACAGAUUCAUCACCACGAUAUGUGCCAUCAUCGGUGGGACCUUCACGGUGGCGGGCAUCCUGGACUCCUGCAUCUUCACUGCCUCGGAGGCCUGGAAGAAGAUCCAGCUGGGCAAGAUACACUGAUGGCCAAGCACCCUGGGGAGCCCCGCCGCCAGCUGCCGCCGCCUCCUCCUGCCACCCUCCAGUGGUCUGGACCCGGCUGCGUCCUGGAGUGGGGGUGCGGUCGGGCGGUUCGGAGGUGGCUCGACAUUUCACAGCUACCUCUCUUCCCUGAGUCCAAGUUUAACACAUCACACCACACUGCCCGAUGUCGGGGAGCCCCUAGACCAGUCUGGGGCAGGAGGGCUGUUGGGGACCACUUCCGGGAGGCCUUUCCUUGUGGAAUCACAGCCCGAAACUGAUGUGGACCAGCUAGCUGUCAGCCAGGCUUUGACAAUCUCUCCCCUCCCCCCAGUAUUUGGGUUCACUAAUAAUCACUUGGACACCCCCCUCCCCCAGGCAUGGAACUGGCUGCCCUAAGGUACGUCUGCCUGGCGCCUUCCACGAAGGCUGGUACUUCCCAGGCCACCCCCCCAAAAAAGCAGCAUGGGGUGCUGCUUCUGCUCCAUCCCUUCCUGUCUCCCACCCCAGCCCCUCACUCUUGCCCCUUCCUCUUCCUUCCAGGAAGCAGAUGCCCAGAUGCUGCACAGCAGUGGCGGAGACUCAGGUCUGCUCACUGGUCCUGGGGUGGGCCUGGGGGUCCCCCUUCUUCUCUCCACUCUGAGCCCCCCACCGAUGUGCCUCGGCCUCCGCGUUGUGGGUCACAGCAUCUCUGGUGGAGGGGCUGGCUGUGACCAGGGACUCCUCUUGGGGACCAGACACGGCUGUGAGUUUAUAUCCAGAUGGGAAGCCAACCUUCCAGUAACCCCAUCACCGUGUCUCAGCUGCUUCCAGGUAGCUGCUGUCCCUCCCCAAGGCCUUAAGUGGGGGGGCCACAGUAGCCCUGCCCCCCCCACUUUGGAGGUCUGCCUUCUGGCUCCCCAAGGGUACACAGCCCUUGGUCCUCUGGAGCCUGGUUGGAACACACUAACCUUUGAGCUCCCCAGCCAGCUGGCCACACGCCAAUGCGUCCCGAUCCCUCCCUGGGGCGGCCCCAGCAUCCCCACAUUUGAUCCCAGAGUGGGAGCUUCCCCCCCACCCCCGUGAGUCCUAGAGGGAGGGGCAGUGGUCCAGGCUUGCAUUCCUUCCAGGGAAUCCACUCUGGCUAUGCCCCCCUGUCCUGGGAGCAAGCGCCUGCCCGCCUGUGUGCCAUGCCAUGUAUACGGAGAUUGCAUACUAAAGUGAUGGAGGGGAACACCCCUCAGAAGGGGUUGGAAGAUUGUCUCUCGGGGCGGGGGGGGGGGGGGUCUGCAGACCUCACCAGUUCUAACCCUUGGCUCCGGUUUCAAUGAGCCAAGCUUCCCCUUUUGCAGUAGACUCGAUUGAUGUCAGUGUUUAUUCCUGGGACCUGCAGUCAUUUGUUUUGUUUUGUUUUUUAAUUUUCCAUUCUGUCCCCCAGUUCCAGAGAGGAGGCCCUUUGGUGUGUGAUGGCAUACGCCCUCAGAGGGUGGGCAGGGUGGGGUCGGGGACGUGUGUGGCAUGCACGGAGUUGGAAUUCCACUUUUAUGCGUUAAAAAUAAAGCCUCUGAGAAGCUGUUUCACUUCUGACCCCAUUGUCCUUCAAAACAACAUCUCAAGGGGGGAAAGGGUCUCUGUCCUUCUCCCCACUCACUGGGUUCUGACAUUAAAAGGCUGAUUUUCAGAAA
This is a messenger RNA of Erinaceus europaeus (western European hedgehog), 2656 nucleotides long. RefSeq names its product endoplasmic reticulum-golgi intermediate compartment 1 (gene ERGIC1). The record is from RefSeq and is a predicted model, not a curated record. The coding region runs from base 123 to 995 and encodes 290 amino acids. NCBI's taxonomy places the organism in Eukaryota, Metazoa, Chordata, Mammalia, Eulipotyphla, Erinaceidae. Gene Ontology annotation, cellular component: endoplasmic reticulum membrane; endoplasmic reticulum; Golgi membrane. Gene Ontology annotation, biological process: retrograde vesicle-mediated transport, Golgi to endoplasmic reticulum; endoplasmic reticulum to Golgi vesicle-mediated transport. The transcript is spliced from 10 exons.